GUUGCCUUGGUGAUACUCUGUUUACAAAUGGAAGACGUAAAUUUGACGGAAUGGAAGUAGUAGAUGAGCAGUGGAAAAGUGGUGUUGUGGGACGUCUUUCAAAUGCAUUGCAGAGCGAUGACAAAAGACACAGGAAAAAGGCACUGGAAGAAAUUUCGAAGGAGAUGUUAUGUGAGCGAUCAGAAAUUAGAAACAAUCUUGUUCCAAUAUUGAAAAUGUGUCUUCGAUGUUUUUCUGACAAAGCAGAAGUUUGUCGGGAAGCAGCAGUCCGCAUAGUUACCGAGGCAGUGCAGUUAAUACCUAAUGUCGAUGAACAUAUUAUAUCCUAUAUAUUACCGGUGUUACUGCAACGAAUUGGGGAUAAGGAAAUAAAUGAGCCGUCAGAAGAAGUGAGGUUAAGUUUAGUGAUUUUGUUACGCAGUGUCAUUGUUAAAUGUUCUGACAAGUUAGUACCUUUCAUCGAGGAUGUAAUAACUAUUCUUUCUCGUACCAUUCCUGAUCCAUAUCCAAAAAUCAAAAAAGAAAGUUGUGAUUGUGCUACUGAGUUGUCAAAGUUGGUCCCACAACAUGUUCACGAACACACGGAGCUUUUAAUAAAGCCACUUCUCCAGAAUUUCUUGUUUCAGCAAUACCGGAUUAGAUCUGCUGCCAUAUUUACAGUAGGUACUGUGAUUCGUUAUGGCAAGAGUAAAUGUAUAGAGACUGUGGCUGUGCCACUGGCAGAGCGUCUCUUUGAUUCAGUGCCAGCUGUACGCCGAGCUGUCACCCAGGUCGUGGCAGACUGGCUGUGCAACCUACCAGAUCGUUAUUCAUUUUUUCAUCGUUUGGUACCUCUAGUCUUAACAAGCUUAAGUGAUGAACUUGAAGAGAUUCGUGUGGAAACAUGGCAGCUUUGGGAGAAUAUUGGGCUACAGUAUGCUAAAGAAAAUGAAAAUGACUUGAAAGACAAACUGGAUUUCUUGGCAGAAAGCUGUGAAGAUUAUCCCACUGGUCUUAGACGCCCUAAUCUGGGAUGUCGUGAGCUGGUUCAAAGGCAGCUGAUGAAAAUAGUGGCUGCUGUCUGUGGAGACAUUUGUGACUGGCGCGCAGAUGUGCGGAUACGAGCAGCACAGCUGGUUGUGGUACUGUUGCAACAUGCAGAGCAGCAUAUCAUGCAGCACUUGGCACGCCUACUUCCCACACUUGUGCGCACAGCUCGUGAUGAUGAAAGUGUGGUUGUUGAGAAUGUGGAACGUGGAUGUGAACUACUAGGACAUUUUGUACCUGCUGAACUAUGGAUAAAACUGCUGUUACCACCACUAGAGGAUUCUCCAAAUGAUGGUGCACUUCGUAUUCUGGCAGCAACAGUUCGUGGAGCUCAGCCCUCUAAUUUUAGAGAACACAUACCUGUAAUUGCUGAAUUUCUUGCACACAAAAAUAUCUGCUGGUCGAGACAGGCUCCAUACCAGGAACAGCUGCUACGUUGUUGUACAGCCCUUAUCAGUAUAGAUGCAGAGAGCAGUUCCACUGCACACCAACAUCUCUUCUUUGUUAUUAUUUCAGCUCUUGGACUGACAAAUGAGCAGAAAAUUGCAGAUGAUGCUGUAGGUGUGCUGAAGCUGCUGGGCAAUAAUGAGAAAUGUGAUUUAGAGGGGCUAUUUGAGAAAUAUGCAUUGUCAGUGUUAGAAGAUCUGCAGAGAACAGCAGAAUCAUGGUCUGUAUGCAGUUCAGAGCGAUUCAUCUUUGAAGCCAUAUUGAGACACUCAGGGACUGUGUUUGGUCUUCAUGCAGAUACCAUCCUCUCCAUAUUAAAAGCAACAAUGAAACCAGACAAUGAUGCUGAAAUGAGAUUGAAGAGCUUCACCAUUUUGUCAGACAUCCUCAAGGAGAAAGAGAAGAACUUGGAACGAGCCCAGGAUGCUGGUUUAUUUCUAAUAUCCUUUCUUCAAGAUGUGGCAGUUCCAAACAUGGCAUGGCGUGCAGGCCGGUCAGCAGAGGCUGUGCGUACUGCAUGUGUGGCAUGUGUAUGGGCAGCAGUGAACCCUGGAGUCUGUGGUGUCCUUUCUGAUCCACAUGUUCUGGCACCAGUUGGCUCUGCUCUUUUCCCAGCCCUGCUUGCUUUAAUUGAAGACCAGGCCCACCGAAGUCGCCUUCUUGCGUUGUAUUCUCUUUGUCGGCUGAUAGUGAUUAGUAGAUCUGCAGGGCUGUUCAAUGCAGAACACAUACGGCAGAUAUAUCCAGUGGUGUUAAAGCGGCUAGAUGAUGUUAAUGAUGAGGUACGAACUUCAGCUGUGGAAGCACUUGUGCUGCUGUUUAAUGACCUGCCAGCUGAGUAUAGUGUCGAGACUUCCAUUGCCCACAUUGAGACACUGUACAGCACUAUGCUCAUUCACCUAGAUGAUCCAGAUGAAGCAUUCCGUGGCAUCAUGUUCCGGGCACUGAAGGACUUGUCACAUUUGAGUCCGAGCACACUUCGGGGAAGAUUAGAGUCCAUGCUGCACAAUUUCCGCAAUGAGAAGGCUUGCAGACAGUUACUCGAUCAUUUGACUAACAUACCUGUACUGGAAAGUACCAGUUGAUGAAUAUUAAACAACAAUGCUCGGUGUACAUUAGUUCUAAAGCAGAAUGCCGAAGUUAUACACAGUGGAAUCAAUAAUUAUUUUAUGUAUUAUAUUAUGUAGGUAACUCCUUUGUAAGAAAUAAUGUUUCAAAGUGAGGACUGUUUGCUUGUAAUAUCCAUAAAAAUAUUUCCUUGUCUAUUACCAGAACGAGGAUUUUUUAAAUUGUUAAUAAAAAAAGUGAAGCAGAAGCAAUACUGCAUAAGUCAAACACAGGCAAAAAUAGGUGAGAAUACUGCAUAACUGGAGUGUUGUGGCUGUGGUAAACAAUUUCACAUAAAUGCAAAAGUACACACAGCCACAGAACAUUGUUAUUGCUUGCUAUGUAUAUCUCCAUGUUUGAAAGCAGUUGUUUACAGUUUUAAUUCAUGAAAAUGGGUUGUGUUUCACCAGACAAUCCUUACCGACGAAGAAAUUGUUUCUCAACUUUCAGCAGAUAUUCCUUCCUGAUAGUGGUUGACAGCAGUAAAACAAUUUUUACAUUAUUACUCUCUCAUGAACAGAGAUCCACUAUCACGACAAAACCUAGUAGUAUCUCACCUGUUUUAUUUUAUUGCUUUGGCUGUUACUUAUUAUUAUAUAAAA
Molecule: messenger RNA, 3182 nt
Organism: Schistocerca americana (American grasshopper)
Lineage: Eukaryota; Metazoa; Arthropoda; Insecta; Orthoptera; Acrididae
Gene: Dnaaf5
Product: dynein axonemal assembly factor 5
Exons: 12
Coding region: 51-2558 (835 amino acids)
Biological process (GO): inner dynein arm assembly; outer dynein arm assembly; cilium movement
Cellular component (GO): cytoplasm
Molecular function (GO): dynein intermediate chain binding
Source: RefSeq, a predicted model, not a curated record